GCGUGGCGGCACGUGAUUAGUCAAUGUCUUUUAUAGUUGACUACAGCGUAUUGAAAUGAAUAUUAUAGUUGAGUUGGGAGCCCAUAAUACGAAAUCUUGAUUCAACCAUUACAGUCGACGAGUAGAAAAAAGGUUGUUUUCUGUUCCUGGUUAAAAAUAUCCUUUUUUGGCUAUGCUCUCCAGUGGAUAGUGAACGACAUUUAUUCACACAAAUGUACUCUCUAUUUUCUUUCCUAGAUAUCGGCAUUAUGCAAAAUACAUUUCAAGAUUUUUUAUGUAUUACCCCCAUUUAUUUUAUGAGCUAUGCCCCUUCGUUUGGCUUUUUUCGAUUUUUUGAUUACCUAAGUAUUAUAAGUUAGGAGCGAAAAACAUACCUAUUCUAUGUACAAUUAAAAAAUCUCCUAACUGAUAUAAUAAUUAACAAAAUUGAACGAAAUCAAACUACUCUGGUAAAUACUUUCUGGUCCCGCUUAAUAUAAAACCGUAUAUAUAUGACGAUAAAUACGUAACCAUCGACACGAGAAGAAUACCUUUGUUAGUAGAAAAAGACGUGAGGUAGGUGUAGAUAUACUGUCCCAAAGGCCAACUUUAAUCUUAAACUAAGCAAUGGAGAUAACCAUCGGGCCAUCAACUAUAACAAUUAGGCUAUCAAACAUCCCACUGUUUCCUUACGGAAAUAAAACAAUUAUCUUCUUUUCCAGGACCAUGGAUCCAGAGCAGGUUAUGGAGGAGAUGGACUCCUCUACUCCUGGAGUCCUGAUAUCCUCCAGUGAUAACAGGACACUGAAUGCCACCAACGCUACUGACAUCAACUACUAUUACUUCUAUGAGGUGGCGCAGUUCACCGUGAUGUGGGUGCUCUUCAUAUCGAUAGUGGUCCUGAACGCGUCAGUUAUCGCGGCGCUGCUCUGCACCAACGCCAGGAAGAGCAGGAUGAACUUCUUCAUCAUGCAGCUAGCUAUUGCCGAUCUUUUCGUGGGCCUCGUGCUGGUGUUCGCAGACAUCGUCCAAAAGCAUACAAUAGCGUGGCUCGCCGGGGAAUUUAUGUGCAAAUUCGUAAAAUUUCUGCAGGCGGUGGUGAUGUACGCGUCAACCUACGUGCUGGUCGCACUGAGCAUAGACCGCUGUGACGCCAUCACCAAUCCUAUGAACUUCUCGGGCAGUUGGAACCGAGCGAGAGGCCUCAUCGCGUCAGCUUGGAUCAUAAGCAUAGUAUUUUCCAUCCCACUUCUGAUAUUGUACGAAAUUAAAGAAGUACAAGGUCAACAACAAUGCUGGAUAGAUCUCGGCUCGUCCGAGAGAUGGCAGAUCUGGAUGACCCUGGUCUCCGUCAUGAUCUUCGUGUUCCCCGCCCUGGCUAUAGCGGCGUGCUACGCCGUCAUUGUCAUGACUAUCUGGACGAAGAGCAAAGCGGUGGUCAUGAGUCCCCCCGUCAGCUCGAGAAGGACGAAAACUAUGAAUAACGGGCACGUGGAAGGUGAUCCAGACUCCAGGCGCGCCAGCUCACGUGGCCUCAUUCCCAGAGCCAAGAUUAAAAGCGUUAAGAUGACGUUUGUCAUCGUAUUCGUAUUCGUCCUCUGCUGGCUCCCGUACAUCGGCUUCGACCUGCUGCAGGUGUACCACUUCAUCCCGCAGACGCAGACCAGCAUGGCCAUAGCCACGCUGAUCCAGAGCUUGGCACCGCUAAACUCAGCUGCUAACCCUCUGAUUUGCUGCAUGUUUUCGCCACACAUCUAUAUGAGUCUUAGACGAGUGCCCCCGUACCGAUGGCUGUGGUGCAGCCGCCGCCGGCGCCGACGCGGACGCGGCACGUUGCGAUCACGUUCCGACUCCACGGCCAACUCGGACCUGCUCAGCCAUUCGACGCAUGCGAAGAGAUCGCAGUCUGUUGCUAUGUCGCUGAACCGUACGCGCAGCAGCAGCGUGUCCCGCGCGAUCCACAGCGACCGACGCACGCAACUUCUUGUACUGACGUCCGUGCGCGACUGACAACUAACCGAUACGGACGACGUCAUGUUGUAGAUUAUAUUACAAUAGAGCAAGCUGCAUCAGUGUCAGUGUGUAAUUAAACCAGAAACCUCACUUUUGACACGGACAAAUUAUAUCCUUAACAAAUACAGAUUCAAUUCAUAACCUUUUAUUACAAUCAAAAUACGCCUCAUGGACAUCUUCAAGCUGUAGAUAACAUUACAUGAGUCUAUGCUAACUACACCGUAUUCAGAAGUAGCGUGUCACGACUCACGAAUAUCGUCCGACAUACUGCGACUGACGUCCGUGCGCGACUGACCGACACUGACGACUCGACUUCAUGCUGUAAAUAAGAUUUUUACUUAAUUUAUUUUUAAAACAUUUAAUAAUAGACAAAAAAAAUAUGCACUUUGGCUUUUCCAUCCUGAAUAUCUCAUUUUAAUGCUUGAACA
Molecule: messenger RNA, 2420 nt
Organism: Cydia pomonella (codling moth)
Lineage: Eukaryota; Metazoa; Arthropoda; Insecta; Lepidoptera; Tortricidae
Gene: NGR-A26
Product: cardioacceleratory peptide receptor-like
Exons: 10
Coding region: 607-1989 (460 amino acids)
Biological process (GO): G protein-coupled receptor signaling pathway
Cellular component (GO): membrane
Molecular function (GO): vasopressin receptor activity
Source: RefSeq, a predicted model, not a curated record